UCCUUGUGCUACACGUCCGGUCGUAUCCCAUCAUCCUCUGUGCGAAGAGCACAGGCUACAAUUUUUGUCUUGAAACUAGCUACCUUGACUCGAGUCAUAUUUCGGCGGAGAACAAGACUGAAAUGACAGAAAGUGCCGUGUCGUCUGAUGAUCCCUGGAUCAAAGACUGUUCUUGCAAUGUCUCAGCAGGCAGACGGUGUGUUCGGCGACAGCAGUUUUGACCAGAAUUUCUUGACUGAGAAUGCUGGGAAAGGGAUGGGAAGCUCUAGAGCCAAUAGCAUCGGGUCCACAAGUGCCUCAUCAGUACCAAAUACAGAUGAUGAAGACAGUGACUACAGACAGGAGACAUCGUACAAGGAGUCGUACAAAGACCGGCGGAGGAAGGCACACACCCAAGCGGAGCAGAAACGAAGGGAUGCCAUCAAGAAAGGCUAUGAUGACUUGCAGUCAAUUGUCCCCACAUGCCAACAGCAGUCAGAGUUCACUGUGGGGUCACAGAAAAUCAGCAAGGCCACUGUCCUACAGAAAACUAUUGACUACAUCCAGUUUCUACACAAGGAGAAGAAAAAACAGGAAGAGGAAGUGUCCAUGUUGCGGAAAGAAGUAAUGGCAUUGAAAAUCAUGAAAAUAAACUAUGAGCACAUAGUCAAGGCACAUCAGGACAAUCCACAACAGGGUGAGGACAAUGUGUCGGACCAGGUGAAGUUCCGGGUGUUCCAAAACAUCAUGGACUCCCUGUUCCAGUCCUUCAGUGCCUCCAUCUCAGUGUCUAGCUUCCGGGAACUCUCCGCCUGUGUCUUCAGCUGGCUGGAGGAGCACUGCAAGCCCCAGACACUGCGAGAGUUCGUGGUGGGAGUGCUUCGGCAGCUGAACGGCCAGCUGUACUGACGACGGUGGGAAGGCCUCUCGACUAGAUUUAAGUGUAAAGGCUGACCUGUGGGCUGUCCUGGGCUCUCAAGGUGCAAAUGAGUUUGGCCUGUCCCACAGAAACAGUGUCUUGUAUGUAGCAAACCUCGGUCAGACACUUCAAUUUUGAAAUAUUUUUACCCUUUUAUAUAAUAUUCAC
Messenger RNA from Anguilla anguilla (European eel), 1066 nucleotides. It is a transcript of the gene mlx, whose product is annotated as MAX dimerization protein MLX. Bases 148 to 888 code for a protein of 246 amino acids. The transcript has 8 exons. The record is from RefSeq and is a predicted model, not a curated record. Lineage: Eukaryota; Metazoa; Chordata; Actinopteri; Anguilliformes; Anguillidae. Gene Ontology annotation, cellular component: nucleus. Gene Ontology annotation, biological process: regulation of transcription by RNA polymerase II. Gene Ontology annotation, molecular function: RNA polymerase II cis-regulatory region sequence-specific DNA binding; DNA-binding transcription factor activity, RNA polymerase II-specific; protein dimerization activity.